AGGUGGCAAAGACAUGCAGGACGGCUACGCGGCCACAUGUACCGUGUGACUGUACGACUGUACAUCGUAACAUGCAAGGUUGAAGGUUGAAGGACACAAAGAACUGUCCAAUAGCAUUCUUGCAUUCUUGGUGCUUGCGUAAAAAGAAAAAUCGGCCCCAACGCAUACGUCAGCGUUGAACCACGGCCGCCUGCUCACCACGCGGCACUCACCUCGGAAACAUUUCUUUGUGUCUUUCUCGUCUCUCUUUCGUCAUUGUAUCAUUGACCAAACCUUCUCUUACCACAACACCAAUAGUCGGCAAUGUCCCUUCCACAGUACGGCAGCACCCACGAUGAUCCCUAUGACGAUGAGGAGCUUGCAAGAAAGGGCAAAGAUCAAGGGACCACAGCAACGGAAACAUCUGACAGUGACUCUGAUACUCCUCCCUCCAACGAGUAUGUUUUGAAUGUGGCGUUUGCUUCCUUUGUAGGCUUCACAUGUGUUCAAGCCGCAUUUGCCCUGAUUGCUAACAGCCAAUCCAUGUUGACAGAUAGUGCGGCCAUGGGCGUGGAUGCCCUGACCUAUCUGUUCAGCAUGUGGGCGGAGCGCAUCAAGAAUCGAUCUCCCACAGCCGAAGAGCUGCAGUUGCCACUAGCUGUACGAGAACAUCGCAUUGAAAUGAAGCGACUAUACCUCGAGUUGAUCCCUCCUCUGAUCAGUGUCAGUACAAUGAGUCUGGUGACUGUAUUGGCUGUGAUAAUGGCCUGGGAAACCCUCCAAGCUGACGCACAGCCUAUUGUCAACGCUGGCCUUAUGCUCUGCUUCUCGGUGAUGAACUUGCUGUUGGAUUUGGUCAAUGUCAUCUGCUUCGCAAGACACUGUCCUUAUGACGCCCACGAACAAUCAUCACAUCCCAAUCAUUGCCCCGAGCAAUAUCCGUGUCCUGACGAACAACAAGAGCUAUUGAAUCAACAAGAACAAUCCACCUUCAACAAGAACUCAACGAUUUCCUCGGUUCACUGCUCGCCUGCGCAGCAUAUUUGCAUUGACACACUGCGAAGCAUAGCUGUCUUGGUUGCUGCAGCCAUUGCAUAUUCAGUUGAUACCGUCUCACCUGCCGUAGCAGAUUCCUGUGCUGCUAUUGUUGUUUCCAUUACUACCAUGAUUUCCUUGAUUCCUCUCAUCCGAGGGCUCUUUGAGACGGCACAGCAGAUUGUCAUUGAGGCAAAGAACAAACCAGCCUUCAUCUUGGAGACACAGGGUGGUACCCAAUACCAUCUGUAAGCACAAGCUCGGGGAUGCAGACUUACUUGCUUCCGUUGUGCAGGCGAGCUGGCGCUGGUACCGAUGACUAUCCCAGCACAAGCUUCACCCAUCCACCAUCAUCAUAGAGCACUAUGUGUCCAGCUUCAAUCGGCCAACACUUGGUUGACAUCAGCAAGGAUGACAAAGACUUUGAGAUGGAACCCGUCCGGGCUCUGGUUUUGUGUAAUGUGGGUUCGAUCCUACUUUCUGCCAAGGAGCAGGCUGAACCAGCUGCUUUUUUGAAUAGGAGAGGCGGCGCUCAAACGGGCAGCCUACAAGCCAGCCAGAAGACAGAUGACUGUGCACUGACUUUCACUGGACUCAUCACAUUAUCUACAAAGAAUGGUGGAAACUCUGGGACACCAAGUCACUACACUACAGCCCUGGAAACAGGUAGUGACGGUGGGAUAUUUGACUCCCUUCCAUACCUCAUAUCAUCCUUUCCCUUCCCUCCUACCCUCUCGAGCCUCCAUUACAACUCCCACUCUCUUCAGGAUGAGCAAAUGACCUGUGGCACGGCAACAACACCUGAGACCUCAGUGUACAAACCAUUAGAUAGCUAAAGGUGUCACACCCUCUUAGGAGGGCCGGUGAGCAGACUUGAAUGUGAGAAACACCUGGGCCUUGGCUCAUGGGUCGUCCUCAAUCACUUCUUGUCUGAAUCCGUUAUUAAAUUUUUUUUUUUUAAAGCGCAC
Molecule: messenger RNA, 1982 nt
Organism: Seminavis robusta
Lineage: Eukaryota; Bacillariophyta; Bacillariophyceae; Naviculales; Naviculaceae
Source: the annotation of a GenBank genome assembly